AUGUCGCCACCGCUCCAUCGCGGUGACCAAUCAGAGCUGUGCGCGUAUCCACUGGUUGUGACGGCCUCGAGUGUCGAGGCCGUUUCGAUUGUACCAAUGCUGAGUAGAAGUAGAGUGCUUGGUAUCGGAACGGGACAUAUUCUUUCGGUACUUGUUCACGGCCUCUUGAUUGAAAUACCCAACAAAGAUUUCGACGAUUUCUUGGGACGCGUGAUAUUACUAGGAGUCAUGUCAUCCAACCAAUUACCGGGAUUCAGGGUGACCAAGUUCUUCUGCAUUGCCCCAAGCUCAUACGUUUCAUCAGGCUUGAAGCAAGAUAUAGCGGUGGUCUUUCGCGUCAAAGUUGAAAACAGGACUUCUUCAGCGCCAAAAUAA
Messenger RNA from Phytophthora nicotianae INRA-310, 375 nucleotides. RefSeq lists its product as hypothetical. The transcript has 5 exons. Lineage: Eukaryota; Oomycota; Peronosporomycetes; Peronosporales; Peronosporaceae. The record is from RefSeq and is a predicted model, not a curated record. Bases 1 to 375 code for a protein of 124 amino acids.